AUGGCUGAAGUUCUGAAGACUGAAGAGGAAUCCAGUUCUUCUGGUUUGGAGAAACUUUUCAUUCUUGAUUCCUCAGUCAAAACAUCAAUUGGGAAGAUUUCAAUUCGAGUUCUCCCUGAAGCCGCAAUUAUUGCUUCCCCUUGUCCAUUUGCAAUCCAGAUUAUAGUGGCGUUGGUGAACGAUGGUAGGGUAAGGUCUUGUCCUCGGGGUUGUCAGCGUGGGAGAGGGGGUGCAGGAGGUAGGGGUAAGAGGGCUAAGGCGGCUACUAGGCUGAGAGUGCGGUCUUGGAACAUAGGAACUUUGACUGGAAAAUCUGUAGAGUUAGCGAAGAUUCUUGAGAAAAGGAAGAUUAAUAUAGCUUGUGUACAUGAGACUAGGUGGGCAGGAGAUAAGGCGCAUGAUGUGGGCAGUUUAAAACAUUGGUAUUCUGGGAGAGUAGGGGGCAGGAACAGGGUAGGUAUCUUGGUUGAUAAGGACCUCAGUGAACUAGUGGUGGAGGUUAGGAGGGUGAAUGACAGGCUGAUGACUAUUAAGCUAGUUGUUAGAGGUUUUACUUUGAACAUAAUCAGUGCGUAUGCACCCCAAGCAGGCUUGGAUGAGGAAGUCAAGAGGAGUUUCUGGGAGGAUUUGAAUAAGAUGGUGCGUGGUAUCUCGCAUACCGAGAAGCUUUUUAUAGGAAGAGAUUUCAAUGGCCACAUUGGAGCGGCAUCUGGGGGGUAUGAUGACAUGCAUGAUGGCUUUGAUUUUGGAGAUAGAAAUAGAGGAGGAACGUCUCUGCUGGACUUUGCUAGAGCAUUUGAUUUUGUGAUAGCAAACUCGAGUUUCCCGAAGAAGAGGGAGCACUUGGUCACCUUCCGGAGUUCGGUGGUCAAGACUCAAAUUGAUUAUUUACUCUACAGGAAGUCCGAUAGAGGUCUUUACAUGGAUUGA
Nicotiana tabacum (common tobacco) is the source of this 930-nucleotide messenger RNA. Lineage: Eukaryota; Viridiplantae; Streptophyta; Magnoliopsida; Solanales; Solanaceae. The record is from RefSeq and is a predicted model, not a curated record.